Messenger RNA from Zygotorulaspora mrakii, 1179 nucleotides. It is a transcript of the gene SSP2, whose product is annotated as Ssp2p. Lineage: Eukaryota; Fungi; Ascomycota; Saccharomycetes; Saccharomycetales; Saccharomycetaceae. The transcript has a single exon. The record is from RefSeq and is a predicted model, not a curated record. The coding region runs from base 1 to 1179 and encodes 392 amino acids.
AUGGCAAGUCAAAGGAAGAAAGAUAUUAAUGUACGUAUGCUCUUGGAUACCAACAGAAAACUAGAAGAGUCCUGUGAUAGCAAAUCUAAAUCUAGAGUCUCAUCGCUUUCUUCUCUUUUCUCCUCAAGUAUGACGGAGGAAGGAAAGCAUGAAGUAUUCGGAUUCCGCAGGUUUGCAAGAAGUUAUUUAUCAGGGUCCGGAAAACAAACUAAGAACGACAGCUCUAGGCACGCAAAUAAAUAUCAGAUUGUUGAGAGAACUGGCUCCCGGAAUGGAGUUCGAUACACUAUUAUGGAACCCCCUCCUCCAAGUUUGAGCAGGACAAAGAGAAGACAGGCACAAGAUAAAAUGCAGGAUAUGUUCAAAUUGGAUUAUGAAACUAGAGGCUGUUUAUUGAGUUUAAAGGAAAGAAAUUUUGAUUUUGAUUUAGAAGCAAACGCGGGUCUUCACAGGAUACCUGAUUCAUUCAAAGACGAGAGUGGUACUCCGCUCAUGAUAGAAGGGAAAAAUUUCGUAACGACGAGUUCCAGUGAAUAUGAGUCUGGUGUCAGUACAGAACAAGGAAAUUCCAUUGUUUUCUCCAACAUCCCAGAUAAUACAGGAAUUGCAAGUGUUCUGUCCCAAAUCUGUGGUGGACCACUAGCAAGUAUCAAAGAAUAUAGAGAUGGAUCAAAUAAUAAGCUUACAGAAUUGGAAGUCAGUUUUCUCACCAGGGAAGCAGCUCUGUCAUUCAUGAGUUAUGGACGUACCAAUUUAUUCAAAAUCAAUGGUUUUCAUAUGACCCCUCAGUGGUCAAAAAAUACAGAAAUGGAUUCUGCACUGCUAACAGACUCUUCAUGUGAGGACAUUUUAGGUAUAUGCCGUUGCUUAGUUCUUAAAAAGUACCUUCCAUCAAAUGCCAAAGCUAAAAACAACGACGCGUCAAAAGAUUCCCUGUUAGAUAAAUUCGACGUUGUUGAAAUCAAAAGGGAUUUCUCAGAAUUUGGUGAGAUAUUGGAGAUUGCACCAGUGGUUUCUAGAAAGCUAUGUAUAUCAAUUGGUUUUUACUCUAUUGACAGCUCGAUGAAAGCGAUGUUCCACUAUGAAGAUCCUAACACAUAUCUACAUAAAAAGUACUUCAAAUCAUGGGCCGCAUGGUAUGGAAAAGACAUUACUGAUAGGCCUUGUAUUCAACUAUAA